Molecule: messenger RNA, 2033 nt
Organism: Prosopis cineraria
Lineage: Eukaryota; Viridiplantae; Streptophyta; Magnoliopsida; Fabales; Fabaceae
Product: ent-kaurenoic acid oxidase 2-like
Exons: 10
Coding region: 1-1749 (582 amino acids)
Biological process (GO): multicellular organism development; brassinosteroid homeostasis; brassinosteroid biosynthetic process
Cellular component (GO): endoplasmic reticulum
Molecular function (GO): heme binding; ent-kaurenoic acid monooxygenase activity; iron ion binding
Source: RefSeq, a predicted model, not a curated record
AUGGAUCUAGCUUUACACAUAAAAGCAAGCAAUCACCUUACGUAUGGAUUGAGCCAAGGCUAUUGUGUUUUCUUAGCCAAAUCUCUCGUCUCUUGGUCAACAAGGAAGCAGAAGGUGGUUGCUCGAUCUAGUGCCGAGUUAGAAUAUGGUGCUGUGUCUGAUCUUUCGUCCAAACUCCAAGCUCUUGAGCAUGUGCUUGGGUCUUUGAGAAGGUUUUACCAACAUUUGAAGUAUCAUGAAGGUGUUUGGGGUUGGUUUCCAAUUAUUUUCUUCGAAAUUCUCGAGUUCGAGGCAAAAGCUAUUGAAAUGGGUCCCUUAUUAAUUCUUGUUGUAGCCAUCUUCGGUGGUCUUGCGGUUCUGGGAUGGCUUCUCAAGAAUGUGAAUUGGUGGAUCUAUGAGCGUCCAUUAGGUGAUAAGCAGUACUCUCUACCUCCAGGAGACAUGGGUUUGCCCAUCAUUGGCAAUAUGUGGUCUUUUCUCUUGGCCUUCAAAUCUGAACAUCCUGAUUCCUAUGUUGCCUCCUUUGUCAAAAAAUACGGAAACACUGGCAUAUACAAGUCGUUAAUGUUUGGGUUUCCAAGUGUUAUUGUGACAAAGCCUGAAACAUGUAAGAAGGUUUUGAUGGAUGAUGAAAAAUUUCAGCCUGGUUGGCCAGCUUCAACUGAGGAGCUCAUGGGAAAGUACUCAUUCAUUGUAUUGCCUUAUGAAGAACACAAGCGUAUAAGGCGUUUGACUUCUACUUCAAUCAAUGGCAUGGACGCCUUGUCUUUUUACUUGACAAUAAUUGAGGACAUUGCCAAAUCUUCUUUGGAGACAUGGAGCAAGAUGGGAGAGAUUGAGCUUCUCACUGAGUUACGAAGAUUCACGUUUCGCAUCAUCAUGCAUAUUUUCUUAGGCCCAGAGAGAGAACAUGUGAUGCAUAGUUUGGGAAAGGAGUACAGUGCGCUAAAUCUUGGUGUUAGAGCUAUGAAAAUCAAUCUUCCUGGAUUUGCAUAUCACAAGGCCCGCAAGGCUAAGAAAAAGCUAGAUGCUGUAUUUCGGAGUGUUGUUGAACAACGAAGAAAGGAAAGGAAGGAAAAAGUUCACAGAAAAUUCAGAGACAUGAUUGAUGAUCUAAUGGAUGCGGAAUUGGACGAUGAGCAAAUAACUGACAUUAUUGUAAUGUAUACGAAUAAUGGUCAUGAAUCUUCAGGCCAUACUACUAUGUGGGCAACAGUUUACCUUCAACAAUACCCAGAAGUUUUUCAGAAGGCUAAGGCCGAACAGGAAGAAAUCAUUAGAAGAAGGCCAGCAACACAGACUACCUUGACGCUCAAUGAAAUUCGACAAAUGAAAUACCUUUCUAAGGUUAUUGAUGAAACCUUCCGCUUGGUUACAUUAUCAUGGAUGGUCUUUCGAGUGGCAAAAUCAGAUGUGAACAUCAAUGGCUACCUUGUCCCUAAAGGAUGGAAGGCUCUUGUUUGGUUCAGGGAAAUUCAUUUCGAUCCUAAGAUAUAUCCAAAUCCUUAUGAAUUCAAUCCUUCCAGAUGGGAUAAUUUUACACCAAAAGCUUUCGAGUUUAUGCCAUUUGGAGCUGGAAGUAGAUUGUGUCCAGGAAAUGAUCUUGCAAAGAUGGAAACCAUAGUCUUUCUUCAUCACUUCCUUCUCAAUUAUCGGCUUGAACGUCUCAAUCCCAAGAGUCAUGUGAGGUACCUUCCACAUCCAAGGCCUACUGAUAACUGCGUGGCCAAGAUUCAUAAAAUAUCCUAAGCGUGAUUAAGCUGAUGAGAAAAGCACAACUCAAUAGUUAAUGAGCUUCAUAAUGGGCUUCAAUAUUGAGCUUUUCUAAAGAGAGUCCAAACCCAACAUAAGAUUGCUGGGAUAACCAAAUAAAGACAGCAUUUAAUUUGCCGGGGUUAUUUGGUCUUUAUUGUUUUUGUGUUGAAUUAAUCAUCAUUUCUCUUUAUAUGUAUGUUCUGGGAAAGCCCCAUGUUGGAAUCUCUCAUAUGUCAUGGGUGCUGCUUAUGAGCCCACGUUGAGACCUCUUAUAUGUC